AACUUACUUUAAUUUCCUAUAAAUACCAAUAUUAUAACUACAAAAUACUGAGAGCUAGGAAAGCAUGGCAGUGAAGGCUCUUCUCCUUGUGCUAUAUGGUGCAAUUUUACUCAGCAUGAAUCCGGUGGACAUAAUAAGCGCUAAAGCUUGCCCACUAUACUGCUUACAGGUGGAGUAUAUGACUUGCCCAUCUUCGGGUGAAAAUAAACUUAAUCCAAAGUGCAACUGUUGUUUAGCUCCAAAGAACUGCACUCUUCACCUUGCAGAUGGGACUUCGGUCUAUUGUAAGGGAAAUUGAAAAAUUGGACUAUUGUAACUUGUAUGUUGCAUUCAGAGUCCGAAUAAAUAAGCUUUUUUUUUUUUUUUUUUUUUUUGAGAAGAAGAAUAAAUAAGCUAUUAAUUACUAUUUACAAUUUCAUAUAUUGGAAUAAUAAUUGCGUUCACUAGUUA
Quercus lobata is the source of this 450-nucleotide messenger RNA. RefSeq names its product serine-type endopeptidase inhibitor. Bases 65 to 298 code for a protein of 77 amino acids. The transcript has 2 exons. Gene Ontology annotation, molecular function: serine-type endopeptidase inhibitor activity. The record is from RefSeq and is a predicted model, not a curated record. Lineage: Eukaryota; Viridiplantae; Streptophyta; Magnoliopsida; Fagales; Fagaceae.